CUGCACCACACUGUAACGUGCAGUUGACAUAGAGGGAGCUACGUAAAAAAACGGGUUUUUUCUUUCUUACUUUCUUCUUUAAAAAGACUAAAAACUUGGAAGUACUUUUUAAUAUAUAUAUAUAUAUAUAUAUAUAUGUAUAUAUAUAUAUAUAUAUAUAUAUAUAUAUAUAUGAUUCUCAGUGAAUAUGGAUUAUUUAUUUAUACCAAGUGGAUGUUCGAAUCGUUUGGAUUUACGCCUAGACUUCGAUUUUCUCCAAUGAAACGAACAUGACCUGGAUACAUUACCCUCUGUAGCUGGAUCAUACUGGCCUAGCCUGCCUGGGUGAUCGCUACCAUUUACCACCAAAAUAAAACUAGAAAUCACUGUGCAGUGCCUGUUGAAUGCUGACCCUUUCUGCAGUCUCGGGACUCGGGGCUCUGGCUUGCCAAGCUGGGGCUAGACCGUGGACCACUGCGGUGGUGUGUGCGCGCGCGUGUGUGUCGAACCUCCACCCGUGUAUGUGUGAGAAAAAAUGAGUUCUGUUGAGCACACUUCUACUGUUGAUAGAGGCUUGAAAAUGAAGAUAAAACGCAAAGGAUUAAACCAGAAAAACGACCACGGCAGGGCUCAGGAUUCUUCCAAGACCGAAAAAGAUAGCAGUGCCAAACCGAUGACAAAUGUGACGGAUUCUGUGAGCGGUGUUCAGAUGUGUGGCGGUGGUUCGAAUGGCGGUGGUACACAGAUGGAUAAAACCGUGAAACAGUCACCGCAGGUGGAUAAGGACAAGUCGCCCAAAGUUAAGGUGACGCACAAAAAGGAGAAAAGUAAAGAGAAGACGAAGUCGGAUUCUCUGUCGAACGGCGGGGCGGGUCCGGCCGCGAAUGUCAGUAACGGGUUGGACGUACUGUUCAGCCAGGUUUCCAUGGAACCGAAGGUGGCCGACACGGUUCAAGUGAAGCGCGAACAGCCCGUGCCCGAUCCAUAUGAAUUUAAUGCCAAGGUGGAAGAUGGGAUUGGGCUACCCGUGAAAAAGAUGAAACUCGAAAAGGUGGAGACUGCAUCAUCACCGAUGCAGCUGGAGUGUCAUGACGUUGGUGUCGACACGUCCACUGUCGGCACGGCAACCGACCCGGAGUGCCUUGGCCCAUGUGAGCCAGGCACCAGUGUCAUGCUGGAGGGAAUCGUGUGGCACGAGACUGAAAAUGGAGUGUUGGUGGUCAACGUUACCUGGCGUGGGAAGACCUAUGUUGGAACACUGCUGGAUGCUACGAAACACGACUGGGCUCCUCCAAGGCUGAACUGUGACUCUCCAGUGAGCGAUAUGGAAAACCAGACCCCGAAGGGUCGUGGUAAACGAGGCCGGGCAUCAGCAGGAACCCCGGUGAAUGAGAAACUCAACCUGGAAGGGAGGAAACUGCGGAAGUGUCGCCGAGGUGGCAGCACCAAUGGUUUCCAGGCUCCACCGAGUCCCGCCAGGUCAGACGUGUCCGUUGGCGGGGGACUCAAAAGAAAAGGCCGACCUCUCGACCUCGACUUGUCCGAAAACGCCAAGGUGAAGCGAUGCCGGUCCAGUUCUAGAGGCGUCCCUGGUACGGAAAGUCCGUCUGGUGCUCUGAUCGAGUGUCCCGAACCAAAGUGUAAUAAGAAGUACAAACACAUUAACGGACUGAGAUACCACCAGACUCACGCUCAUCAGAAUUCUACUCUUUCCAGCAAUCAGGACGACGACGACAAUGAGGAGGCUGAUGUUCCAGAAAGCGAAGCUCCACCGGCUCCUGUUGCGUGUACUCGAGAGAAGAGGAAGUGCACAAUUCAGAACGAUUCGAAGGAGGAAGAGAAAAACAAACAUAAAGACUCCAAAGAGAGCGUCAAAAGUGUGAAUGUUAAGGACAAAGAAAACGAGGACAACAUUCCGUUAAAGGAGAUCGCUGAAGCAUCUAAAGCAGUCAGCAGCUUGGCAGGUGGUGCUGCUUCUGCUGCUGCUGCUGCUGCUACUGCAUCUAGUGUCACAGUACAAGAUAAAUCGACAAAAAGUGAUGCUGGUAAAUCAGACUCCAAGAGCGAAAGCUCUACAGUUGGUACUCCAAAGAAGUCAGAGGCCUCUGCUGUUAGUUCUAGUUCCUCAUCGACUGUGUGUACUACCCCGCUAAAGAGCUGCAGUGUGCCCGUGACUCAGAUCUACCAGAUUACUAGUGCUCCCAUGGGAUGUCUAGGUGGUGUGGCUGUGGUCACACAGGCCAUCAGUCCUGUUGUGAGCAGUCCGGCCAACACCUCAACAAACUGUUCUGUUGCCAACCCCAUCCCGAUAACGGUGGCCGCAGUGACUACACCCCCUCAGGCUACGGACCUGACCAAAUCUGAUUCUGUGAAGGAGAAAGGCGAAAAGUGUAAGAGCAAAACAGCAAACCGCCCGAUUGUGCCAGCUCCGUCGCCACAGAUGAUUGCUCUGUCGAGCAAUGUGAAUGUGACCCACUCGAAUCUGUCCCCGGUUAUAACACACUCCCAGAUGUCUCCAUCCUUAAAGCCCAUCCAGCCCAAGCCAACAAUAAUGGGUGAACCACAUAGCAUUAAUCCGGCACUCGUGGGGCUGAAAGACAAAAAGCCCAAGCAGAAAAAGAAGAAGGACAAAGAUUCCGCAAGUGUGCAUGCAAGCGUGAACUCUAGUAGCAAACAACCCACCGCCAAAGACUCAGUGCUACUAAAAGAUGACCAUCCAAAAAGUGAUCGCCCAGCUGUGAUAAAAUCAACUUCUAUUCCGUCCAGACUGCCAACCGACAACACAUCAUCAUCAUCACACAAGGAUGUUAAGGAACUGACUGUGCCAACGAUAGAGGUUCCUAAACUGGCACCUGGUGAAGUGCAAAGACCAAGUUCACGAGGACCUUCUGUCAUAACGUCUGCCAAAGGUGGUGAACCUCCACAGCAGAGGCAGACACAACCUCCCAGUUUGUUGAAAGUUAAUUCGCUUCUAGUGUCCACCCCCGACAGAAAGACUCCAGUGACCGAUGAUGUUCAGAGUCCUGCAUACUCGGAUAUAUCGGACGCUAAUGAGUCGUGUUCCCCUCAACAAAGCGAGAGUCCUCAAAAGAAGGAACCGAUCUCUGUGAAGAAGGAAGAUCAGCCUUCAGUACCUCAGCUAGCUCAGGAUGAUGGCAGCAACGUUUCUCAUUAUGGGAUGUACUACUACGGUCAGGCUCCUUACAUAAUGUCCAACGUGCCAGCCUCGCACCCAUCUCCCAACAGUUCAAAGAGCCAGACACUCGGAAAAGAAGCAUCAGCUUCAACGUCAGUAGAUGACAAGAAGCCAGGGUCGGUAGGAGCGGUAGACGGACGAAAACCGGACAACAAGGGUUUAUCUGAGGACAAAGGAGAUGGGAAGAACAAGCCACCUGAAGGACACAACGGUCAACAAGCCACCAUGACUCCUCAACAGCUGCAGGAGUAUGACAUGCAGAGACAGAAAUGGCUGCAGCAGAUGUACGCCCACCUUCAGCAUCUUCCUCCUCAAGCACAAUACCAGUACCUGGCAGCAUACGGCUACAUUGACCCUCAGUACAUGAUGCAGCAGCAGCAGCAGCAGCAGCAGCAGCAGCAGCAGCAGCAACAACAGCAGCAGCAACAGCAGCAGGAUCCUCAUUAUCGGCAGCAGUAUGAAAAGGCAGCAGAGGAGCACAGACGCAGGGAACAGGAACAGAUGGGCAAGGAAGGUGACAACAACAGUGGUAGCAGUAACAAGACAUCAGAUUCACGUCCAGCGUCGCGAGACCGUGUCACUCCAUCCAGUGAACCUCAGCCAGGUGGUUCUAAAAUCCUCAAGCAACCCUCCCUCCCUUCUGCAACUCAGGGCAGUAUCUCCAGCAGCGGCAUGGACAGGCUUGUCGAAAAUAAGAAGCCCAUUUCUGUGGAAAGACCCAGCGAGAGGGACUUCAAAGAGCAGGCGCUGAGAGACAAGCAAAACGAGAACCAUCAGAUUCUGAAGGAGAAUAUCGAACUGAAGUCACAGAUGGAGCGGUCGCGAUACGACAUGCAUCCGGACUACAGCAAGAUGUACAAGGAGAAACAGCAGGAGGAGGCGCGACGCAUGCAAAUGUUCCAGCAGCAGAAGUACAUAGAGCAGCAGAAACGCAAGCUGGAGCUCAGCGCCAGCAAGCCCCCCGAACUCACCAGCUCCGAGAGUGUCGUGAAGCACAGACCAGGCUCGGAAACGGCAAAAUUUGAAAAUCAGCCACGUGACUUGGUCAAAAAGGAAAUUGUGGAUUCUCGAGAUUCCCGACAGAAGGAUAUUCAUGGACGUGAGGGAGGCAGUGUGGUUAAGAGCACCUCGGAGCUAAAAAGCCUUGACGAAAAGCCCCGUGUUGGUGGUGGUGGUGAUAAAGCUCGGACUCCGGUUGAUCCUGGAAAAAUGAGAGGAUCUCAGCAGCAGCAGGUGCAGCAGACACCACAGUCCUCAGGGAGUGUGCCGUCUGCAGCAGGCAGCGUCCUGUCCUCCACAGCAGGGUCGCCAGCUGCAGCAGCAGCAGCAGCAGCCGCCGGUCUGCCUGCUCCGUACUCGCCGUACAUGUCGUACCCACCGUACAUGCAGUCGCCGCACUACGGACACAUCCCGUACGACCCCAGCACUUCGCUGGCCUACCGCAUGAACCCUCAGGUUAUAGGCUACAGUCCCAACCCACCGUACCUGCACCCGGCCCACAUGGGUUACCACGUGGGCGGAGAGGGGGAGAAAGAGAAGGUCGAGACCAAGACUGUUGUUCCGGUCCCUGUUCCGGUUCCGGUUCCGGUGCCCGUUGUUCCGUCGGAGCCGGAACCGAAAAGUUCCGAAAGCUCCGGGUCGCAGUAUUACUCGAAUGUGCAUAAGAUUCAUGAACUGGGCGACAAGGCCAGGGUGCGGGUCCCGUCGCCUGUCACAAGUAAAAAUCUGGAUCCUUCUUCGCCGUCUGUUCCGGUCCACCCAGCAACGUCGGCUUCUGCGGACAAGUCACGUGACUUCUCGAGUUCCCCGCCCACGCAGAGACACGUGCACACUCACCACCACACUCACGUCGUCGGGGGUUUCCCAUCCAUGUAUGAGCCGAUGUAUGGAGGUGAGUGGAAGAAGGAUUCAACACCACUGAUUCCACCACAUGCCUCGCCCUCCUCCGCACUGCCUCAUACAUACAACAAGUAGAGGAUUCGUCAAGCAGAUUAUCCCUGCCCAUAGAAGGAUUAUUCCUGGAUUAUCUGUUUCACAAAGUAUUAACAAUUACUUGGAUUUUACCCUGACAAUAAUGUGUUUUAUUCCCUGUGGAUUCGGUGUACAGAAUGUUUUCUUCCAGCUUUACAUUUUAAGUUGUAUAAAUUCUGGAUUGCAUAAAUACAAGAUCCUGGAUUAUUUGGAUAUUGUGUUCAAUACAUUAAAAACAAAAACAAAUUGUGUGGCAGCAAAUUAUAGAAUGUGUGACAAUAACAUAUUCCGAGGCCAGAUUGGGAUUUUUUUUUUUUUUUAAAUUGGAAAGUAGUAUCAUGCUUAUUGUGAUUAUUAUCUUGCAAAAUGUGACCUCAAGAUUUUAUAUAUUUUAAAGCAGUUCCUGAUUUAUUGCUGAAUUAAAGAUAAAAAAACAAAACAUUAUGAUCAGAAUGAGCAAAUCGCUCAUCCGUGAAGAGAUGUGUUUUGACAGUGCUACAUCUUUUCAGAUUGGGGCAUUAAUAUUGUACUACUAUCUAUAUCUUAUCUGUGAUUCAUCUGUUGUUUUCUGCUGAUAUUGAACUCGUGUGGCAGCAGUGACUGUAAGUAAACAGACACGUUUAAGUGUUUGUGUUUGUAAAUAAAAAAAGUUAUAUAUGUCCAGUAGUAAUGGUCUGUGUUUGGUGCAAAUAUUAUUUAAACAGCAUGACAUUUUUUUUUUUUUUAUUAGUAUAAUGUCAUUGUGCUUAGUUUGUACAAGUUUAUGAGAAAUUAGUGUAUGAUAGACUGGUAUACAGAACUAGCAGUCAGCAUAACGUGACUUCAUAAUAGUGGAGCAUUUUCAUAAUUUACCAGUGUGGCAGUGUGUUAUUGUUGGACAUUUAGCAGAAGCUGUUUUAUUCAGCUGUAUCAACAACAACAACAAAAUUCAUUUAUUAUGGGGGGUUUUUGUUUUUUUUUUUUAAUAUUAAGACUUCAUUAAUUCUAUUUAGCAAACAAAACAAAUAAAUUAAAAAAACAAACUAUCCAACAAACAAACAAGAAAAAAAAAAAAGAGAGAGAGAUUUAAAGCUUAGAUUUUUUUUGAUUUUUUUUUUUAAUAUGGGGUUUAGGGGUAAGGAAACACUGGAAUACUACAUCAAUAAUUAUAUAAAUGUAUCGAAGAAAAGAAAUAAAAUUUGAAGAAAAAAGAAAAGCAACUACAAAUAUUUGGAGAUUAUAAAAGCUUGGAAUUUUUACUGUUUUAUUUUUAAAAACAAAACUUGGAUAUUUUGGAGGUUAGAAAACACUGACAGACUACAUAGUUGUAUAACAGCUGAAAUACUUAAAUGACUUGGCAACAUAUUUGAAAAGUCUUAUGGGAAAAGAACACGGACGGAAAAAAAAUGAAGAAAAACCACACUGAGAACAUAAACUGACAGCCUGUGAAUAAUUUAUAUUCCUGAUGCGGAAACCUCGGGGUUUUUUUUCUUUCAAGUUAUUACUGAGGAAAGCUUCCAAAGACUUGAUUGCCUGGAAGCAAGGCUUUAGGCAAAUCGGCCAUCUUUGCAGAGCAAGCUUGCCGACUGUAAUUCCAUUCUAGUUAACAGUAGAUGAUAAAAAAAAACCUACAAAUCUGUGCCAAUUUUGUGUGGAAUGUUCACAGACUCACAAACUAAUAUCAUGUAUUAGCUUGCUACAAGUGUUAUCAGCCUGAAGGGAGAAAAAAAACACGCAUUCAAAUUAUCAGGGCCAUACAUAGCUGAAUAUAGUCGGGUGGGGGAGGAGGGGGGUAGGCAGUUACGAAUGCAAUAAAUGAGAAAUAAUAAUUAGUGAACGGUAAUGUAGGGUUUUCUCAAGCUAGGCGAAAGGCACAUUUCUAAUCUGAAAUGGCAUUGUCAAUUGCUAAGAUAAAAGGUUAACAGUCUUAACGUUUUUUUUGUACUUUUAAAUGUUAGUCUUUUUUUCUUUCUUUUUUUAAACUUCACAUGUUCAUCCAUUUUUCAUUAUGCUGCAGGGCAGAGAUGAGAACCAUAUUUCAUUUAUGUUUUCAUAAUCUGAGAUUUAAUUUUUUUUAAACCAAAUACAUGCCAUAAUUUCCUGCAUAUUGCCCGCAGGCCAUACAUUUUAAAACUGCUAAAAAUACCCACAGCAGACUAUCUUGACAGUAUGGGAUAUGUGACCGUUUAUGUUUCUCAGGACUGAAAAAACAAACAUGUGGGCUGUAUGAAACACUUGUUUUAGACAAGCCCAUUGGAAUAUUUCUCGUUCCAGCCAGUGCACCAUGACUGUUAUAUCAAAGGCUGUUGUAUGUACUAUCCUGGCUGUGGGAUAAUGUAUAUCAAACAUCCCUUGCUACUAAUGAAAAAGGGUAGCAGGUUUUCUCUCUAAGACUAUGUCAGAAUUACCACGUUUGACAUCCAAUAGCCGAUGAUUAAGAAAUCAAUGUGCUUUAGUGGUGUUGUUAAACAAAUCAAAGUAACUUUUGUUUUAGGAUAACUAUUAUAUAACAAAAUCAAGUAAAUAAUGAUACAGCUAUAUUUAUUUAAAAAACACCAGUAUUUGAAUAUUUUAGGAGGAAAUUACAAUAAAAACAAUUCAGAAAUUGGUUUAUCACGAUAUACAGGGAUACAAUCAACAUUAAUGGCAGUCACAUGACCAAUUGUGUUUCUUGCAAAUUAUAUGCAGACUAUCUACCGGAACGGGCUAUUUGAUUUUUUUAAAAAUAAUUCUAAAAAAUAAUUAUAGCUAUCUGCAUGCUUAGAUUCUGGUUUAACAGGCAAUAUACAGGAAAUUACAGUAGUUUCUUUUAACUCUGUUUUUUAAACAUUUUAAAACAGAUAUUUUAAACGUUUUUUUCUUUUGUAAUUUUGAAUGGAUAAACUAAAUAAUAUGGGUUGUUGACUUUUCAAACAAAGGUUAAUAUUUGUUAAAAAUAUAAAAACUCUUUCUUUCUUUUUCUUUUUUUUUGGAAAAGUCUCGUUACAAAUGAAGAAAAUUCUUCUCAAAUGUCUUGUUACAAAUAGCUUUUUUAUUUAGCAGAGUGAAACAAGUAUGUUUAUAGUGUGGUAUCAGAAGAGAAAUAGUUUUGAAUACGUGACAAUAAUUAUAAUUUGUUUAGCCGAGUGAUUUUGUGAAUAUGAUGAUAUGUAGCUUGAUCAUGUAUUUAAUAGCAGAGAGAGGAAUUCUGUUGUGCAGUUCUUUUCUCUUUUUUUUCUUAAUAAAAAGCUAACCAUAAGGAAAUGGACACAGCAGUCAUAAUUUUACUGUUUUUGAGACACUUUUACAGGUUUAUUUUAUAAAUAAACAAUAUUAACAAUGGCAUCUGUAUGAAAGAGUGUGUACUAUAGAAUGAAAUAAUCAUUCUGUGAAAAUACAAAAAAUAGUACCGGGUAAUUUAAAGAUUAAGUAGAAAUUUCAGUACGUUAGUGGUAACACUGUAAAAGAAUAUAAAAACUCGGUCAAUAAUAAAGCAUUAAGUCGUAGCUUCUUGUAGAUUUGGAGGGGGUUAGUAAGUUUAUUAAAAUUGUAUUGGAUUAAAAAAUGUGUGGGGAAAAAAAAUCUUGUGUGAAAAAAAAUUCCAAGUACAGUGUAAUGAGUUAGUUACUUACUAUUUUUAAUAUUUUCACAGAAUAAUUGUAUUAAGGCAGCUUGGCUAGUAUCAGCAACUCCAAAGUGAUUUUUUUUUUUUUUUUUUUUUUUUUUUUUUUUUGUAAAGUUAAUAUCUUUCUCUCCUUUAAAAAUCUGACUCUCCUUUAAAAAUCUGACAUGUUCUUUUCACACUGGAAAACGUUAAUAAUUAAAAUUAAUUUCAUGUAAUUAAUGACAAACAGUAAUUAGACCCCCAUGUGUUUCUUUCAUGUUAACAUUCAGAAAAACAAUUGCUCAGUUUGAACAUCAGAAUAAGAGAUAAGGGACCCUGAAGGUUUGACACCAGAGGGAGUGUUGGGAAUGUCCUCUCUUGGAUAGAGGAAAAGUCAUGACACAAGUUCUUUCUGUGUUAUCUAAGCAAAGACCCGGGGUCAAAGACAACCAGCCGUACAAUAUUCUCGAGUUCACCACAUACAAAUACAAAUGGCUGCAAAUUGGUGGCAGCCAGCGGUCACUACGCCGCUGACAUAAUGAUCGAAGCCUUGGGCCAAAUUGAAGCUUGGAACCAGUCGAACUCCCUAGCGUGUUCGCUUCACGGUUAAUUAAAUAUUGCCAUUCUCGCAGUAUAAUCGUCCUUAAUCAGUGCUUGCCAGUAAUUUCAUAAUCUAUUAUUAAUCUCCUGAAAUAAUUAAGACUUAAGAGAUAAUGAAAAAAGAAAAGAAGAAAAAAAGAAGAAGAGAGAGAUGAUAUUUGUUUUGUUUGUAGUCCGUUUGUUGUUUUUAUGCACACGUGUGUAGUGUGAGAUCGGGGGAGAGAGGUGUAAUUGUGUUUGGGGUGUAAAUAUUUGAAUCGGUCUGAGUGAGAAUGGUUUUCUGUGUUGCUUGCCAACAUUGAUUGCACGAUGCCAACAGGUUUUUAUAUAAAAUAAAAUGGCUGCCAGGUAAAUAAUUCGUGUCCUCGUUUACUCCGAGAAUUCGUUUUUCAUUCAGUCCUAAUUAGCCUGGUCUCUGGGCCCAUCACUAUAAUGUGCUUGAGUUCAAGUUUGUAUAUUAAAUAAAACAAAAUAUAUCCGAAAUAUGA
Gigantopelta aegis is the source of this 9796-nucleotide messenger RNA. RefSeq names its product zinc finger protein 608-like. Bases 515 to 5149 code for a protein of 1544 amino acids. NCBI's taxonomy places the organism in Eukaryota, Metazoa, Mollusca, Gastropoda, Neomphalida, Peltospiridae. The transcript has 6 exons. The record is from RefSeq and is a predicted model, not a curated record. Gene Ontology annotation, cellular component: nucleus. Gene Ontology annotation, biological process: regulation of transcription by RNA polymerase II.